Trachemys scripta elegans is the source of this 7244-nucleotide messenger RNA. RefSeq names its product EH domain containing 4 (gene EHD4). Lineage: Eukaryota; Metazoa; Chordata; Testudines; Emydidae. The transcript is spliced from 6 exons. The record is from RefSeq and is a predicted model, not a curated record. The coding region runs from base 16 to 1641 and encodes 541 amino acids. Gene Ontology annotation, biological process: endosomal transport; endocytosis. Gene Ontology annotation, molecular function: protein binding; GTP binding; calcium ion binding. Gene Ontology annotation, cellular component: plasma membrane; cytoplasm.
GGCGGCGGGGUCGGGAUGUUCAGCUGGAUGGGGAAGCAGGCGGGCGGGCGCGAGGGGGCCGGCGGCGGCGACGCGGUGCAGACGGUGACCGGGGGGCUGAAGGAGCUGUACGCGCGGCGGCUGCAGCCGCUCGAGGACUAUUACCGCUUCCAGGACUUCCACUCGCCCACGCUGGAGGAGGCCGACUUCGACAACAAGCCCAUGGUGCUGCUGGUGGGGCAGUACAGCACGGGCAAGACCACUUUCAUCCGGUACCUAUUAGAACAGGACUUUCCAGGCAUGAGGAUUGGUCCAGAGCCUACCACAGAUUCUUUCAUUGCUGUGAUGUAUGGAGAUACAGAAGGGUGUACUCCUGGAAAUGCUUUGGUUGUGGACCCCAAGAAGCCAUUCCGUAAACUCAGCCGCUUUGGAAAUGCUUUUUUGAACAGGUUCAUGUGUGCUCAGUUACCUAAUGAGGUUCUGAAGAGCAUCAGCAUCAUUGAUAGUCCCGGCAUUCUUUCAGGAGAGAAACAGCGCAUCAGUAGAGGCUAUGACUUCUGCCAGGUCCUCCAGUGGUUUGCUGAACGGGUUGACCGCAUCAUCCUCCUCUUUGAUGCCCAUAAGCUGGAUAUUUCUGAUGAGUUCUCGGAGGCUAUUAAAUCAUUCCGUGGACAGGAUGACAAGAUUCGAGUGGUGCUGAACAAGGCUGACCAGGUGGACACCCAGCAGUUGAUGAGGGUCUAUGGUGCGCUCAUGUGGUCCCUGGGAAAGGUGAUUAACACUCCAGAGGUGUUGCGAGUCUACAUUGGUUCUUUUUGGGCCCAGCCUCUACAAAACACAGAGAACCGCAGGCUCUUUGAGGUGGAAGCCCAGGAUCUCUUCCAAGACAUUCAGAGUCUCCCACAGAAGGCAGCUGUGCGGAAACUCAAUGAUCUCAUCAAGAGGGCAAGACUUGCAAAGGUUCAUGCUUAUAUUAUCAGCCAUCUAAAGAAGGAAAUGCCAUCUGUAUUUGGAAAAGAGAACAAGAAGAGGGAGCUGAUCAGCAAAUUACCUGAAAUCUAUAUCCAACUGCAACGAGAGCACCAUAUCUCGCCUGGGGAUUUCCCAGAGGUCAAGAAAAUGCAGGAACAGCUGGAAAACUGUGACUUCUCUAAAUUUCAUUCUCUGAAACCAAAGCUGAUUGAAGCUGUGGAUAACAUGUUGGCCAAUAAAAUCGCCUCUCUGAUGAGCCUGAUGAGCCAGGAAGAAAGCAACAUGCCUACACCGAUGGUGCAUGGUGGAGCCUUUGAUGGCACCACAACUGGACCCUUUGGCCAGGGAUAUGGGGAAGGUGCCAGGGAAGGAGCUGAUGAGGAGGAGUGGGUUAUUGCUAAAGAUAAACCUGUAUAUGAUGAGAUCUUCUAUACUUUGUCACCAAUCAAUGGCAAAAUCUCUGGGGUCAAUGCAAAGAAGGAAAUGGUGAACUCCAAACUUCCGAACAGUGUCCUGGGGAAAAUCUGGAAACUUGCAGAUUGUGAUAAUGACGGCAUGUUGGACGAGGAGGAGUUUGCACUGGCAAAACAUCUCAUCAAGAUUAAACUGGAUGGGUAUGAACUGCCCAGCAUCCUACCACCUCACCUGGUGCCACCAUCACACAGGAAACCUUUGCAGGUGUCAGAGUGAAAAACACAGGGAGGAGAUUAAGUGAGGGAUGGAGGGAACUGAAAGCCCUCUGAAUCUUUUUACAGAUGAGUUGAACCAUCAAGGCUUGAAAUUGGGUUUAGAGGCAAUCUUUAAAUCACAUAUCAGAUUUCAAACAAAUUACUGGAACCAGCAGCAUAGUACAGAGGUUACUUGUGUAAUAGCUCUGGCUGACCUUCACUGAGACAGGUUUAUCACUAGUGCCUUUUGUAACUACUUCCACACCUUACAUUGCUAAGAUAGCAAGGCUUUCUUUGAGAAUCACCCUGUCCAUGUCUCACUGUAUUUACAACCAAAAAGCAGAAAAGACAUAGACCACACCUACAAUCAUGUACUAAACAUGAAUACCUAGGAAAUACAAAGCUCCCCAGACGGUUUAGCAAGUGGAAGGAAAUGCUUUUAAAGCUCAAAUCCACCUGUUUCUAGAAGGCAUACAUUUGUUUAAUAAAGAUACUUUAGGUGCCUUUGUGAAUGUCAGCAUCCCUAGCUUUAGAAAAGACAGAAAUACAAAGGACUUUGCCUUCAUGUUCUGCUGUUGAUUUUAGUAAUAUUAACUUGUGGGAGGGAAGGGGGACAUGGGUAGAACUUUUUGUAAGAAUGUUUUGGACAUGAGCAGAAAUAUAAGAAAUUUUACCAGAGAUUAUUUUUUAAAAUCUGCAAUUUAUUAAAACUGUUUAUAUCUGUCAACUGCGCAUUGUGGUAAACAGAAGAGAUGCUUCCUUUUGCUUUGUGCAUAAAAUAAUGUGCAACUUACCCAUCAGCUAAAAAGAUUUGGAUCCCCACUGUGUUGGGGAUGGGAAUUUCAAGAUUUCUGUUUAGCUGCUUUGCACAUUGUUUGGUGUAAAUUCCUGAACUUUUCCAGUUAUAGCACUGUUUGGUCCUGAUUCUUGGAAGCAUGGGAAUUCACGUGUUUUAGCAGAAACAGAGGCCUUGUUUUGAAGCAUGAGGAAAGGGUGUAUUGUAUUAAACUUCUUUUCUGGAUAUUCAGUGUGCAUAUUCAGUUGGCUUGAUAAAUUCUCUUGGGAUUUACACCCAAAGUUUACAACCAAUUAUAUGGAUAUUCUUACAUCCAAGUAUUCUUUUUAGUUUCUUUUAUUUCAGCAGAAUUUUGAAUUCUUUCCUUUGUUAAUGGGAAGCUGGCAAAUGUAGAAAAUAUGUUCCACUCCUACUGUAGCAUCAUCUUCAGAAGGUAGGCCACUAAGGGGCCAAGCCAACUUCCACUGAAGUUAACGGGAGUCUUUCAACUGACUUUCACAAAAGCUGGAUUGGUCCCUUAAAGCAUUGUUAAUUUACUAAAGAAACAUUUGGGAAGGAAAGAAGUGCACCAACACUUCACUUCACCAUCCUUCCCAAUUGUACAGUCAAAGAAAAUUGAUCAUGUGAGCUACGCACAACUUAUUCUAACAUCCCUGUUCUCAGUGCUCCAGAGGAAAGCGAUUCUCCGUCCCCAUUAAUUUUAAUAUGCUUUUUCUUUUUGCACGGGGAGUGGGGAAUAGAACAACAAUUCCUUCCUGACACCAAACUUGGCAGUUAGUUUAGUUACGUGCAUGUGAGUGAAAAUCACCUUGUAAUCCAUAUAUAGCAUAAAAUACUAUAAGUAUUAAAAGUACUGUAACUUUGAGCACUUUUUCCCCUUGAAUCCAAGUAAGGUGGUGUAACAGGGUUCCACAUCCCGCCCCUCUUCCUGGGGUCCGCUUGCUGCCCCCAAUAAGGCUCAGAGAGGCUUCAGGGUUGUGAAACACCCGUGUCUUUAUUUAGAUAAGGUUCUCCCACCACCAGUGUCUGUCUAUACACAAGUCUUUCAGGAUUAGUCACCUCCUUUACAGGUAGAGGCAGCCUUCAGCUAGGAGGCCUCCAGUUCCCUUCCUGACUGACUUCUCCCUGGCUGCCCCCUGCUUUCUGGCUGCCUCCCAGCGUUUAGCUUGUCAGGCCAGCAGGUGUUGCCAAUCCUCAGGCCUGCAUCAGGCCUUUUCCAUCAGCCCCAGUCUGUUUCCACUGAUUGGAGCUGACUGGGCAGGGGUUAAUUAGGUGCUUUUGCACCAGAACCCUGCUACAGGUGGAUUCUGGAAUUACCUUCUGGGACAGACCAAUCUAAAGAGUGAUUGACUAACCUCUUGGGUGAAGGAGGGAGAAUUUUCUGAGAGUAACUAAGUAAGCAGAUUAAUUUAUUCAUGUCUGAAUAGCAAUGACAUUAUAGCAGAAUUUUCAGAAGCCUUUAUGGCUCAUUGCUAACUUUGAGCACUCAGCAUAUGACCUUCCAGUGAUGUAUUGUACAGCCUCCCUCCAUCUCCUCACCAGUUCCCUAUUUCCUGAGUAUAGUUGGUUUUAAAUGUAUAAUUUUCAGGAAUGUCCAUGUGUUAAGUAUUUAAAUGCUCUAAGAAGAUCCUCCCCACAUAGCUUUUUUUUUUCUCAAGCUUGUAUAAAUUCAAGCUCUUCAACUUAGCCACUUACUUCAGAUCUUUCAAUACUUUUGAUCAAUCUAGUAGCUCUUUCAUAUGCCUUCUACAGAAUUCAUACAUCCCUGGACCAAAUCUUAGACAUGGGUCCUUGGUUGAAACUUCACCAUGAGUUUGUAUUGCGCAACAGUACACUCUCCAUUGGAUUGUUUUUAAUCAUUUGAUGUAGCUUAGUAUUGUUAUUCUUUGCUGUAGUUUAACAAUGUAUUCACAUCUUUACUACAGCUAACAUGUAAUUUGAAGACAUACACAAUAUAAAAAACUCACCAAAUGGAAGCAAAAUUGUAAUCCAUCUUUAUGCAUAACUCUAGCUUAUAGCUAUAGUAAGGUCUUAUGGUAUAUAUACCAAUAAAUAUUUAUCCAUUCUUAUAUGUGUGUGCUAAUUGUAAGUAUUCCAUUAGAAGGUUCUUUAUUAAGUUGUUUUAGAACCCUUAAGAUAAUUCAAAGAACUGAUCUAAUUUAUUCACAAAUGAAUGAGAUGCUUUUUUGUAAUCAACUGUCAGGUAUAUUACCUUCACUCAGUGUAAUAAGUGAGAGAGGACUGUCUAUCCACCAUCUCUUCAGUAGCAUCCACUUGACUGUUUGAUACUGCUAGUAUUUUUUGUUAAACAAAUCAAACAUCUCAAAUCUCUUAGCAUGUCUGUGUAAAACUGAAAAGUAGUACUUCAGGGUCUCAAGUUAAUUUACAACCAAGAUGUUAAAUCCAUACACACACUAUUAAAUUAGCUUGUGGUUAUACCCAGCGAUUAGAACUGAGUACCUAAUUCAAAGCAACUCUUCCAACAGUAAUUAGAUACAUGUUUGUUGAUAUUGAAAUCUUACUAUUGUUUUUUGGCUGGAGACAAACCCACUUCUGCAUCAAUUCAGCCAUAAGGUUAUUUGUUGUCAGUGCAUAAGCUCUCGUACAUCUUUGCCCUAGAGUCCAUCUAAUGCAUUGGUGUUUGGAAAGGAAGUUCAUUCUUCUUGACUGUAGCAACAACAAUAUGAAAGCUCUCCAGUGAGCUUGUAAGUUCUUAUAUAAGCAUAGUAUGUUACCAGAAAUCUCUGCCAGAAGUCUCCAAUCUGUAUUCUGCCGAUGUGCUGACUGUGCUUUCAUCUGCCCCAGGUUCUAUGUUCUCUGAGGCUUUCACAUUAACACUAGCCAAUGAGUGUGAUCUGGAGUUCUGAAAUAUGCUUGCUGAUAUGUUAAAUAUAAUAUUGAAUCCAUUACUCCAGCUACAGUCAUCACUAAGGUUGUGGAGACGGGGGGCGGAAGGGAAUGGAAAUUUUCGCAGCAUUGCCACGGUUGUACACCAUCAGCUCGGUAACCAUUUUACCAAGGCUGAAUAUCUUACGUGUGUCUCUGGUUCUCUGUAUCACUUCUAAUUGCUUUGAAGGUCUGUGUAAAGUUGCAUAAGUCCCUUCUAUGGUAUUCAGUUUUUCAGACAACUACAAUUUUUCAGGGGUCUUGGCACGUCUUCCAUUAAGUAGGUUUUUGCGUUUACCUGUCCCCAAAGUCUCCAGUUGGAGAUGCUCAGGUAUUCUGCUUUGUUCAUGAUUCCCUUUUACCUUUUCUUUGCCGCUGACUCUUAAUGCUUUGAAAAAAAAAAUUCUCCAGUUCCUUUUUGAUAUUUUUGUGAGGAUUGCUCAGGUUUCCAAUUGAAAUUUACCUCUGUUUCUUUUCUAUUUUAUACAUGUUCUUCUGACCUGGUGUUAGGCCUGAUGAAUCCAGUGUGCCCUCUGCCUUGUCUCUCAUGAUGUAAAUGAGAAACAUAUACUUGAUGUUACUCAAUUUUGUUGAUGAACCCUGAAACAACAAAAAGCUGUUCAAAACAGUCCAUGUUGGCUAUGCUAAUUAUCAGAAAAAUUAAAGAUUACUGGAGCAUGUAUGGGGAAAUAACUCCAUUGUCCUGAAGGGGGCAAUGAUUUCUGUUCCUUUUAGCUUGUGUUUUAUUCCCUGCUGCUUCUGUGUCACCAAGGCAACUUGUUGAUUUCCUCAAAGCUAUUGUAUAAAUGACCCUUUGCAUUUCUGGGCCCCUUAAAGCUACCCUAUUUGUGGCCUGAAGCCUACUUUCUUAGCAGAGCUUCCUCUUUACUUAUCCUCCUGAAGGAUACAGUUUAUUUUUCUUUUCCUGUCUGCUUUUCCUUGGUUGUUUCCUCUUUGAGCUGAUCAUACCCUUACACACGUUGUCCGAGCACUUAGUGCUCGCUCUCUCCUCUUUCAGCUCAGCUGUGGCAGGACAGCAUGUUUUUAGGGUUCCUCCAGUGUUUGGGGGCCGUGAGAUGGAAAACAAACUCUUCCCUUACUGAAGAGGAGCUUCAUUUCUUCCUUUCCCAUUUAUCUGUUCCCUGCAUGUGGGAGGCAGCCACUUCUGAUACUGUCAUGUGACAUAGGGUUCAGUCAGGGGAAAGGAAUAUAAAGAGGCAUGUUUGGUAACAAGAAAGAGUUGCUUUCUAUUAAUGACAUGAUUUGCACUACUUCCAGAUUUAAUGGGGUUUUCAGUAGUAAAGUCCCUUCCAGCACAAAGUCAAUGUGAGUUUUGCCUGAGUAUGGACUGCAGGAUUUGGUCCAUGGGUUUUUUCAUGAACGGAGUUGUAGAUUGUACAUUCCUUUUAAGGCAAGAAGGAUACCAAAGAGCAAGGGAAACUGAUACAAGAAUAUCUUUCUUAAAAUCUGCUGGUCCAGACUGUUUGCAGCUUAAACUAAUGCCUUCUCCCAUCCUAGAUGUGAAGUUGUGCUUUGAGAAGGAACUACCUCAGCGUUACCCAGAUUCUGCUCUGUGUGAAAUCAAUGGAGCCAUUUUAGAUGGUGACAGAAGGGUGACACUACUUUACCCAGCCAGACUUUCAGGCCCUUGCAUCAAGGGUUCCCUGCUCUAGUAAAUUAUUCUUGAACACUCAGUCUGUUUUUCAUUACUCUUCCUUCCUUAAUACAGUUUAGUCUCACACUCACACUCACACUCACACACACACCUUCCCGAGCCAGUUAAGGGCAAAAUUCAGUCCCAUUAACUUCAGUGGGGUUGUGCCCAUUUAUGUCAGGGCUGAAUCUAGCCCCGGGUCUGUACAAAAGCCUUGUUGUGUUUAAUAGUGACACUGAUCUUCUAUGUAAUUUAUGCUGCAGGUUAUAAAAUCACUUUAUGUUUAUCA